AAACGGUGGAAGUGAUCACCCGAUACCGGUCGUUAUACCCUUAUAUAUUAGAAUAAAUCGAAUAAAUUUCUAACAGGAGUUCAUCUUUUAAGCCCACCCUUAUUCUAGACGUACACGUUUUAUUUUCAUACGAACCUGUGGCUGAAACAGGCUGAAGGAAAUUGAUUCAACAUAUUAUUUGAUGUCAAUUGUUUUUAAUUUAAAGUUGUAUCAUUUUCAGUGAUGUAUUGUGCUUCUGCUCUUAUAUUCAAACGAGGCCAAAAAAAAUCAUCGAAUUUGUAUGGAAUUUUUCGUAAAUAGCUUUAACAAUUUAAGAAUGGCCUAUAUGCAAAGUUUGAAAGAAGCACACAUACAAUUGACAUCGCAUGCGAGAGCGAAUUGAGAGGCGAAUAUCCAUGCACAAAUACACAUGCACUGUCACAAUCAUUGAAAGUUUCAAUUUGAUACUGAUCCAGUGCUAAUCAACACAACACUUUUUAUUUAUUUCAAUGUGACGUAUCGAUAAUGCAGUGAACUGUGUGCUUUUGCAGUUCACAUCGAUUGCAUUGAAUAUAUAAAAUGCUGGAAUAUAAGUCGUUCGAAUGAAACAAUUGUCGUCUACAAAAAUCCGGCCGUGUGCGAUAAAAUUCACCAUAAAAAUGAUUCAGUCAUAAGCGUUUGAAUGAAUUUAUUGGAUUUACAGGGCAAUAUUAGUCAGAAGUUUGUUUCCGAAUCAAUGCGCCAGAUCAAAUUCGUGGAUGGCAUAUGCAACGGUAAUAUUUUGACACAAGUAAAUCUAUCGACGAACAAUUUUUUUUAACUGUAUUGCCGAUAGUCGAGUAAGAGAAAAAAUGGAAAAGAAACGGGCAAAAAAUAUCCCAUUGUCCAACAUAAACUGAUCCAAUUCCAUAUGAGAAUGAACCGAAAGUUCUCAUUUUGACAUUUUACCAAUGAUUUCGAUUGCUACAUGGUGUGAAUACAUGAAAACAAAUUCAGUGAAUGUAGCGAGAGCAAAAAAAACACACCGCAACUACACCAACACAUUAGCAAAUUCAUCGUUCGCACACUCCAUAACACGGAAACCAUCGCACUAGAUACCAAGUAACGUGAAGAAAAAGGAGAGGUGCACAUACAAAAGCGUAAAUUUAUUUUCAGUUCGAAAACAACACACGAAUGAAGAAGAAACAACACAGUAAAAAAAAACUUUAUUGCAAGACAACUGAGUUAAAAAAGGGCACAACAACAGUCAUCAUCAACAUAGUUGAAACGAAAAGGUUUCAAAGUGUGGUGGCAAUUUCCACGACAUUGUGCAAAAGAGGACAAGAAACGAGCAAACGAAAGAGAAAAUAAACAUUACCAACCCAAUUGCGUGGUGUAUGUGUGUUAAUUUGUUUCUGUUGGUUUAUAUUUAAGCACAAUUUAGAAUAUUGAUUUCGAAGUUGGAGCAACGAAUUAAAAAUUUACGGUCUAUUUUGUGCGUUUGAUAUGAAAUUGAUUGGAUUUGCCAUUGAAAGUGCAGCGCCAUACAAAAACAUUGCACCGUUUCAGCUGAUUCCCACCACGCAUUCUGUGUGUUUGUUCGGUGUUUUUUUGUCCAAGCAAAAAAGGAAUAGAAAAAACUAGCAACCAAUCGGCCGUUUGUUGUUGUUGGUAUUUGUUGCAAUACUUCGGUGUUGUACUUGGAUUGCAUUUACGUCAAAGCAAACCAGCAAUUGGUUUAUAAAUCAGAGUCAAUAAACGCUAAAACAAGAAAAGGGAUCGCAUACAAACCAGUUCAAUUGCACGGUUGUUGUCGUUUUCUUCGCUUCGAUUCUUCGAUAUACGAAUUGCUACUGGGCCUGACAAAGUGUGGUUGAUGCGCGUUACUUUGUAUGCUGUGUGCAUUCGUUGUAAAUACAUUAGAGGAAAAUGUCAUCGUCAUCACUUGAAUCGAUUAUUGUGAAUGCCAAACGAUUGGCACAGCGAUUGAAAAGUCGCGAAGCUGAUGCUGAUCGCAUUUUGGCCGAAGCUGAAGAGGUGAACAAUCAAUUGGAAACCAUGCGACAGUUUAAAGACGAUUUGGAUCUAUUGAAUAGCAUAGCUCGUGAUAAAUCCAAUGCUCAGAUGAUACAUCAAAUCAACCAGGAAAAUCCACAGCUACGUGAAAUGCACACGGAAAAUAUGCGGUUGCGAGUGUCACUGGAAGAUCAUCAACGUGCAUUGGAACAUAUUAUGUCAAAGUAUCGUGAGCAUACACAGUUAGCCUUGAACAAUACCAAACUCAAUUUUCAAGAAUUAUUCAAAGAUGAAACGGAAAAGAGCUUGAUAAUCCAGCGACAAGAGGAAAAAAUCCAAGAAAUGAUUGCGAUUAUGCAGAAGGCGGCAACGCUUGAUGACAGUGAUUUUGAGCAGAAUUUGAAGAAAGACCGCGAAAAUAUCAGCCGAUUGAUAGUUGAGAAUCAGGGGCUGCGCGAACUGUUGCAAAUUUCACAAAAAUACGGCACGGGAACGUUGAGCAAUAACAAUGCGGAGGCCGGAGCCGAGACCGAGGCCGAUGCCAAUGUCACGGUCCAGGAAACGAAUAAAAUCAGCGUGGAAACGCAAACCGAUUCGAAUGCCAAUCAAUGUUGAACACACAAUUUGUCAUCUGUGCAGCUAAACAUGUUUAGGGACAAAUAAAAAAAAAUCCAGAAAGUAAAAUGCAUUUCGAUCAUGAUAAUGAUGGAGCUAACGGCAACUGACUCACAAAAACACACUCACACACAAACCUACAACUCAACUCAUCGUGUCAGUGUGGACCGUUAGUUGGCAUUUCAUUUCAAAUGGCAUCGAACUAAAUCUGCAAAACCUUCCUUGUAAUCUGUAUUAUAAAACAACAAACAAAACAGUUUAAAUAUUUCAAAAAAAAAAACAAUCAAACAACAACAGUUAAUUAUUAUUAAAGAAAUGAUAAAUGCGAAUGACGAUUUCAGUAAGUGUUGGUUGAAACUCCUCCGAAUUUAUAUUUUAAUGUCAAAAUAAAAAGAAAAGAAAACGAAGAGAAUAAUUGUACAUGUGACAUAAGAGUAUAGAUUCCCUCGCACCAACCACACUGAUUAAUAGCCUCACACAAAUCUAUGACAAAUGUAGAAUCUAGUGGCAGACAAAUGAGCAAACAUUGAAUUUUUUUUUUUUUGCAUGACAACUAUGACGUUUGAUAUGAAGAUGAAUUAAACAAAAA
Molecule: messenger RNA, 3178 nt
Organism: Sitodiplosis mosellana (orange wheat blossom midge)
Lineage: Eukaryota; Metazoa; Arthropoda; Insecta; Diptera; Cecidomyiidae
Gene: Fgop2
Product: FGFR1 oncogene partner 2 homolog
Exons: 4
Coding region: 1888-2589 (233 amino acids)
Source: RefSeq, a predicted model, not a curated record